Venustampulla echinocandica is the source of this 1311-nucleotide messenger RNA. RefSeq lists its product as uncharacterized. The record is from RefSeq and is a predicted model, not a curated record. The coding region runs from base 1 to 1311 and encodes 436 amino acids. The transcript has a single exon. NCBI's taxonomy places the organism in Eukaryota, Fungi, Ascomycota, Leotiomycetes, Helotiales, Pleuroascaceae.
AUGAGGCGACUCAGCUUCAACGCAAUCGACGAGGCUUCAGACCUGAGCAUCGAGGCUUUGCUGCAGAAUGGAAGCAAUCCACUUCUCGAUAUAUCCGCCGGACAAGGUUCGCUGCAGGCAGAGAAAGAGUAUGAGCAUUUGGAGACUGAGAUUGGACAACCGAGCUCCCCGAAUGAACUUCAAUAUCGCAUGUUCAUGGAUUUCGUAUACCAGUGGCGGUUCUUUACUGACGACAGUACAACCUGGAAAUACCCUUCAUCACUCCUUUUCCGCAGACUUUGUAAUGCGUUCUUGCGUUUUGCCGCUUGGGACUUGGAAAUAUCCUCUGAAUGGGAGAUUGCAAAGCUGCCGCUAGGCGCUGAGUCAUAUCCUGCCUGGGACAGUCAUCCUGCAGAAGUCUACUGGUUUCAUGGGUUUCUCGUCGUUCUUUGCGAGGAUCUCGAGACACUAUCGUCGAUAGCGACCGCUGUAUCACGAGCAAGAGAGUCAGUAGGUCAUUUAAAAGGUAGAGGAAAUGAAGUGAACUGCAUAUUGAUAUCGCUGAGCGACAUCGCUUUCGUACAACUUUCGGCAGAUAAGAUACGGUGUUCGACAGUAUUCCCGCUGCUCACCAACUCCUCCGCAACGGAAUGCUCAGCUGGUUUCCGCAUCUUGACGUAUUUUUUCACAUCUCCUUACGUCAAGGAAGGAGAACGGAAUCUUGCAGCACGAGAAGUUUCAAGCAUAGCUCUUCCCACGGAAGUUCUUGGAAUGGUUCUCAACGCCGUGGCGCCUUAUGAUAUGGUUUCAUUUGCCCAGGCCUCCUUCAUAGUUAAGAACUGGUAUUACUCCUCGCUUCCGCAACUUCCGAGCAUGGCCAUCCAUCACCGCGAUGUUUCGAUUCCUUGUUGUGGGAGAAAGGCCAACCGCAAUCGAAAGGAGGGAGUGUGUUGUUCUGAUUGUUAUGCAUGGCGACACUCAGAAUGCCUAGUCCCGAGUGACCUUACGCCAGAAGAGUGCUACAUAUGCUCCAAAUGUCUCAUCUCUAGAGAGCAAUCCGGUGCUCGGCCGAAAUUAAGACCGGGCGCUAUCGGACUUGAAAAUCGCCGAGGCGGUAGACCAGAUGGAUGCCGUGUUACGAUAUGGAAGCAGGAGAAAGUCUUGCAGUUGAGGGUCACGUCUCCGGCGGUCAUGAGACCUGAGUUGAGAUUGAGGGACCGCGAUCUUACCUCGACGCCACCGAAUCAAAUUGAUUAUGUUGUGCUUUUUGGAGGGUCGUGGAGCGGUCUUGUCUAUGGGUUGGAUGAUGUGCAUUCUGAGGCGAGGAUAUGA